This is a messenger RNA of Adineta ricciae, 1266 nucleotides long. Lineage: Eukaryota; Metazoa; Rotifera; Eurotatoria; Adinetida; Adinetidae. The record is from the annotation of a GenBank genome assembly.
AUGAUAAGAUUAUUGACGAUUCUUCUUAUUCUUAUUGAUUCGAAUGUUAUUUCGACUAAAAAUGAUCGAUUAAAUUCUUUGGAAGAAAAUUUACUUUAUUCUCAUUUGAAAGAUUCGACGAAUUUGAAAUUAUUUUACGAAAAAUUAAUUCAAUCAGAUGAACACGAUAAACAACAAAAUCAAAAUCAAGCAAAUGAUUCCAAUCAAUGUUUUUCAUCGUCAAAUGAAAUAUUGAACAAAUUUCAUUUAAAUGAAAAUUCAAGUUUAUCAAAAGAAGAUCUUCAGCGUUUAACACCGAUUUUAGCCACAAUGAAAUUGAAUCCAUCGUGUCAUAAAAUUCGAGAAUCAUCAAAAUGGAAACAUUUUCUAUUUGGUUUAAUCUCAGUGACUUUGAUUAAUUUAACUGCUUUAUUUGGUGCCAUUAUUUUACCUUUUCGAAAAAAGCCGAUCUUCAAAUGGAUUUUAUCCUCGUUUAUUGGUUUAGCGGUAGGGACACUUCUUGGAACAGGAAUAUUUCAUUUAAUUCCAAUGGGAUUUGAUGUUGAAUCUUAUGAUAAAGAAUCAACAUUUAUUAAUAAAGGUCUUGUAGGAUUAAUAAUUAUAUAUUUAUUUUUUAUGCGUGAUCAAUUAUCAACGAUAUUUUUUCAUAUUCAAACGACAAUUCCAACACAUGAUCAUGUUGAUGAAGAUAUUUCGCCAAUUCUUCAUCAGAAAAAUACAAAAAGUUUGAAAGAAAAUCUCCAACAAAUGAAACCAAUUGGAUGGAUGAUAUUAAUUGGUGAUACUCUUCAUGGAUUUAUUGAUGGAUUAACCAUUGGUGCUAUUGCAAUGGUUUCAAUCAGUAAUUGUCUUCGAAUGACAAUUUCAAUCGUUUGUGAAGAAUUUUCUCAUAAACUUGGCGAUACAGCGAUUUUGUUGAGUAGUGGUCUUCCAAUAAAACAGGCUUUGUUGAUGAAUUUCAUAUCUGCAUGUGGAAUUUAUCCAGGAUUUUUUAUUGGAGCUAAAUUAGGAGAAUUAGAAAAUUUUCAUCCUUGGAUUUGUGCUUUAGCUGGAGGAAUGUUUGUUUAUAUUGGAUUAGCAGAUAUGAUUCCUGAAUUGAUUUCUAUGGGAGAGGAAAUUGAAAAAGAUACUUUAAAAGAAAACAAACCAAUAUCAAGAAUAUUGAAAACGAAAAUUUUAUUAACACAAAAUCUUGGAGUUAUUACAGGUGUUGCAUCGAUGUAUUUAUCAGCAAAAUAUGGAGAUUUUCUUGAAAGUUAUUUUUAA